Messenger RNA from Dermochelys coriacea (leatherback sea turtle), 4975 nucleotides. RefSeq names its product cadherin 8 (gene CDH8). Gene Ontology annotation, biological process: adherens junction organization; cell-cell junction assembly; cell morphogenesis. Gene Ontology annotation, cellular component: axon terminus; plasma membrane; catenin complex. The transcript has 12 exons. The record is from RefSeq and is a predicted model, not a curated record. Bases 768 to 3167 code for a protein of 799 amino acids. Gene Ontology annotation, molecular function: calcium ion binding; cadherin binding. NCBI's taxonomy places the organism in Eukaryota, Metazoa, Chordata, Testudines, Dermochelyidae.
UCUCCUCCUCCCGAGUGUUUGUGUGAAAUACACCAGCCUCAGGCUGGAAAGGCACCUGGCAAGGAGCUCGGGAAUGAAUGGCUCUGAAAUUUGUAGAAAAGUUGUGUGCUUACUAGAUUGAAGGGGGGAAAAAAAAAUGCUUCCUUGAAUUUCCAAGCGCUAGACCUGCCUCCGAGAUCAGCCCAAUAAGAGCUGUCAGGGGAGGCUCCCAGCUCACUUUUCCACAUCACUUCACAGUUACAUCUGGCAGGCAGGCACAUUGGAGCGCUCAGCCCCUGAAUUAGUGGAUUUAUUUGGACUAUCCCUGCUUUCCUGGCGAUGCGCUGCUGCCGCUGAUUUGUGCAAAGGGAGAAAUUACUAACUGCACUUUACUAUGCAGGCACAGAAACCUGAGAGUCUAAGUAACCUGCUUCUCCCCCAGCAUCAGCAGCAUCAAAAAGCAUGAAAGAAAUCCAGAGAAUCCUGCCCAUUCAGACGGACUGGUUAAUAUUUUCCUCUUCCUGAAGUAGACCCUUUAGAUCCAUUUGUGAAGUGGUCUUCGCAAGACGUUUCCUGGGUCAUUGAAAGAGAAUCUUGGAUGACAGGAAAACCCAGUGGAUCAUGUUUUUAUAAACUAAGCAAUUUUUGUUUAUGUUUACUGUGCUGCAAAUAUAUGGAGGAGCUGUAAGUAAAUGUACUUUACUGCAUGAUGAACUGGAUGGCUAUCAUCUGGAGGAAAGCAAAAUAAUCGUUUCAUUUCUGUGGUGAUUUGCUAAGCUCGUGGUACAAUGCCAGAAAGACUAACGGAGAUGCUUAUGGAUGUAUGGACUCCAUUAAUAAUAAUAUGGAUUACUGUCCUUCCUUCCAUUUAUAUGGCUCCACUGAAUCAGUCUCAAAUAUUACCACGUGGAUCCAGUAUAGGACUAAGUGGGCUCAGUGGAGAACAAAAGGUUUUCAACCGUUCGAAGAGGGGCUGGGUUUGGAACCAAAUGUUUGUGUUAGAAGAAUUUUCUGGACCUGAACCAAUAUUAGUUGGCCGGCUACACACAGACUUGGAUCCUGGAAGCAGCAAAAUCAAGUAUAUCCUGUCAGGAGAUGGAGCUGGGACAAUCUUUGUGAUCAAUGACAAGACUGGAGAUAUUCAUGCUAUGAAAAGACUUGACCGUGAGGAAAAGGCAGAGUACACACUAACAGCGCAAGCAAUUGAUAGGGAUACAAACAAACCUCUGGAACCACCUUCAGAAUUCAUCAUUAAGGUUCAAGACAUCAAUGACAAUGCACCAGAAUUUCUUGAUAGCCCAUAUCAUGCCACUGUUCCAGAAAUGUCCAUUGUGGGUACCUUUGUUACUAAAGUAACAGCCACAGAUGCAGAUGAUCCAGUUUAUGGAAAUAGCGCAAAGCUGGUUUACAGCAUUUUGGAAGGACAGCCUUACUUCUCCAUUGAACCACAUACAGCUAUAAUUAAAACUGCCCUUCCUAACAUGGACAGAGAAGCCAAAGAAGAAUACUUUGUGGUCAUCCAAGCAAAGGACAUGGGCGGACAUAUGGGCGGACUGUCUGGAACCACAACAGUGACAAUUACCCUCACUGAUGUUAAUGACAACCCUCCCAAAUUUGCACAGAGUCUGUAUCACUUCUCAGUAAUGGAAGACAUUGCUCUUGGGGAGCCAAUAGGAAGGGUUAAAGCAAAUGACCUGGAUAUUGGAGAAAAUGCUAAAUCAUCCUAUGACAUCAUUGAAGGAGAUGGAAUGGAUAUAUUUGAAAUCACGUCAGAGGCUCAGACUCAGGAUGGUAUUAUUAGACUGAGAAAGCCCCUGGACUUUGAGACCAAAAAAUCCUAUACUCUGAAGGUAGAAGCAGCCAACGUUCAUAUUGAUCCUCGCUUCAUCAGUGGAGGACCAUUCAAGGAUACAGCAACAGUAAAAAUUGUAGUGGAGGAUGCUGAUGAACCACCAGUCUUUUCAUCACCUACUUAUCUACUGGAAGUGCAUGAAAAUGCUGCUAUUAACUCUGUGAUUGGUCAGGUGACCUCUCAUGACCCUGAUGUGUCUUCUAGUCCUAUAAGGUUUUCCAUUGAUCGACACACUGAUCUCGAGAGACAGUUCAACAUUAAUGCAGAUGAUGGAAAAAUAACUUUAGCAACACCACUCGACAGAGAAACAAACAUAUGGCACAACAUAACUAUUGUAGCUACGGAAACUAGGAACCACAGUCAAGUAUCCCGAGUGCCUGUUGCUAUCAAAGUUCUUGAUGUAAAUGACAACGCUCCUGAGUUUGCAUCAGAGCAUGACGCCUUUUUAUGUGAGAAUGGGAAGCCUGGACAAGUAAUUCAAACUGUCAGUGCCAUUGACAAAGACGAUCCUAAAAAUGGACAUUUUUUUCUGUAUAGUCUUCUUCCUGAAAUGGUCAACAAUCCGAAUUUCACCAUCAAUAAAAAUGAAGAUAAUACACUCAGCAUUUUGGCAAAGCACAGCAGAUUCAGCCGUCAGAAGCAAGAAGUGUAUCUUUUACCAAUCAUAAUAAGUGAUAGUGGAAAUCCUCCCAUGAGCAGCACUAGCACCCUUACAAUUCGGGUCUGCGGUUGCAGCAGUGAUGGUGUUGUCCAGUCCUGUAAUGUUGAAGCUUAUGUACUUCCUAUUGGACUCAGUAUGGGAGCCUUAAUUGCCAUAUUAGCAUGCAUCAUUUUGCUGCUAGUUAUUGUGGUGCUGUUUGUGACAUUGAGAAGACAUAAAAAUGAGCCUCUGAUUAUCAAAGAUGAGGAAGACGUGAGGGAAAAUAUAAUCCGUUAUGAUGAUGAAGGAGGGGGUGAAGAAGAUACAGAAGCUUUUGAUAUUGCAACUUUGCAAAAUCCAGAUGGAAUUAAUGGAUUUUUACCCCGUAAGGAUAUUAAGCCUGAUCUUCAAUUUAUGCCCAGGCAGGGGCUUACACCUGUUCCUAAUGGUGUUGACAUUGAUGAAUUUAUUAACGUAAGGCUUCAUGAAGCUGAUAAUGAUCCCACGGCUCCACCUUAUGACUCUAUCCAGAUUUAUGGCUAUGAAGGAAGAGGCUCAGUGGCUGGUUCCCUUAGUUCUUUGGAGUCCUCUACAUCAGACUCAGAUCAGAAUUUUGACUACCUCAGUGAAUGGGGUCCCCGCUUUAAAAGACUUGGAGAACUUUACUCAGUCGGAGAAAGUGACAAAGAAACUUGACAGUGGAUUACAAACUUUUUCACUCUUGACUUAAGGAUCAUAUAAUAUUCUAGGGCCACUGCUAUUAGUUACGACUAAUGUGGCUUUUUGUUUUAGAGGCAAGUUUAGCGCCAGUCAUCUAAAAAAUCAUAAAAUCACCUUCAUUGUAAUGUUGAAUAAAAAAAAAGUAUAUGUUAGGAGGUAUAAGUCUUGUGGAGUGUGAAGUAAAGUAUGUGGAGUGUCUAGAAGUCUUUGGAUAUUCGAUAUUCACUUGACCACUCUGAAGAUGGAGAUUUGAUCUUUGAUAAUCUUCAGUGAAAUGAAAGGAAUUAAAAGAAAAAGGUGCUUUUCUAGAUAAUGGACUUACAAUGAUUCUGCUGUUGAACAGAAUCAACUGUCAGUAUGUAAAGCUAAUGGUUUGUUUCCGCAUUGCCAACAAAGAUCCUGCCACAAAAAUGUUAAAAGCAAUAUCUGGUCUUCUUUGCAAUGCUGAAUGGAAACAGCGCUGUAAAUCCCUACUGGCUUCUACUGUGCAGUGACCAUACAUUGUACAUACAGUAAUUGUUGGCCACAUAACCACGGACUGAAUGUCAUCUUUAAAUAUUGUGUCAAGCCUUAAAAUAUUCACAUGUUCUUAAUCCAUUCCAGUGAUGGGCGUAUAAACCUUACCAAUAUGCAGAGGUUCAAGAGUGGGGGUUCAAAACCCUACUUUAAAAGACGAUUGUUUUCUAGAAGAAGAAACACUCUUAUCCUCUACUCCAUCUUCUGAAAGGGGAAAGAAAAAAAAAAACUGUGAAAGGAGAUGAACUUACAUAUAUGAAACAAUUAAUUAUUUUAUUGGUAAAGAUUGAAUUUAUUUGUUUAAUCCUUGAAAUAAAUAUUUUAUUGAUGUCCAUUACUGCUUUUAUUUAUUAAGGAUAAUAAUCUAUAGAGUAAGAUUAUAAAGAAAACUAAAUUAUAUUAAUUAAUAAACCUUUAGAGUUUUUUCUAUAUAUAAAAUGAAUGUUUAAUACAUGUACAUUUUGAAAAGAAAAUGACAAUUUGUUGCAGGUUAAAGCAGUAACCUAUCCAUUUGCAGUAGCUGAGUUUUAAGUGAAUGCUGGCAGGAAUAAAACUUUCCCAGAUAAAACUUUUGACACUUUUAUAUUUUCUUCAUAAAUCUAGUAACUGACAUUUUUAAUACAAGCACAAACAGCUGGAAGUAAACUGGUUCAUGUGAAUAUUUAAACUGUAGACUUUUAGAAAUCCACACAUUACACAGUACAGUAAAACAAUGCUUAUAGUUCUCCACUGUAUUAGAGCAGGAACCAGUAUGUACAUAAUUUUACUGCUUCUCUUACUAGCAUUUCUUUUAUAUAAUAUUCAUGGUGGUGCACCAGGGCUCUUGCACACACACAGAAAACAGCACUAGGAGCUGCAAGCAUAUUAAAUUUGUAAUGCAAACUUGCCAUUUAGAAGUAGCAAUUGUAUAAUAAAACUGAGUAUUACAUGCAAAUCAUUUUAAUUUUCUACUUUCUUUUGAUGCUAUAUUAUCAUUUGUUUAUUUACUUCAUGUAUUGUAUUCAGAGAAACUCCUGUAUUGUUUCCUACUUUGUGAAAUAUAUUUUUAUAAAUACCUUUCUUGUGAUCACUGUUUCUUUUCAGUUUAACCUGUACCCUAUAGACAGGAAUCAUCAGCUGUGAAUAGCUAAAAAGUUCUCUAUAAACCUCUGACUGCUACAAUUUCUUCAGUCAUUUAUUAGUCAAUUAAAUCGUUCACUAUUGGCAAUCACAUCAAUACCCUGUUUAAAAUAGGGGAUAAAAUCAGAAUAACAAAAGAAAAAGAUGUU